GCUUCAGUCGGGGGGGGGGAACUAUCUUGACGGACCGUCGCUGUCUGUCGCUACUGUAAUGUACUGGAGAUGCCAAGAUGGCUGCAAGCAAUUAUUUCGGCUUCACACAUGGUGCCGGUCCGCAGUACAGUACCCAGCCUCCCCCGGCGUACUCCCAUCCCUCUACAGCCAGUUACAGUGUCCAGCAGGCUCCAGCUGUGGCUCAUGCUGUGACUGCGUCUUACUCUCCCGCUCCAGUCCAGGCAGCCCGGCCUGUGGUCUCCGCCCCUUACCCCGCCUAUCAGAGCCAUCAGGCUCCCCCUGACUAUGCUUACAGGCAACCAGACCCCCCAGCACCCCCACAGCCCACCACCACCCCACAGACGUACCAGGUAUACUCGCAGGACAACUAUAACUACGGGCGCCCUGCAGCUGUGACUACCUAUGACAAUAAACAGUACUACCAGACGACUAUAGCUCCGGCUCAGAGGACACCCACAGAGAAUUACUACCAGACUGUGGGAGUAAAGAGUGCUUACAGUCCAGCCCCCUCCACGGUGUACAGCCAGCCUCCUCCUCCCCAGAGGCAGGUAACGGCCCUGAAACCUCUGGCCCCCUCCAGUGCUGUGUCCACCAGCUACAACAUCUACCCAGUGUCCACCAGUGUCCAGCAGCCGCCCACACCCAUUUCGUCCUACACCCUCGGCUCCUCCUUUGGCUCCACCGUUCCAGCCACCACCUAUUCAGGCAUUAGCUACUCCAGUUAUGAUUCAACCGGCUACACCUCCACAUCCGCCCCCUCCUAUUACCAGCCGGCCCAGCAGACUCUUACCCAGCCACAGCCUCCACCUCAGCAUCAACAGCAGUCGCAACAGCCCCAACCCCAGCCCCCCAUCCAGCCACCACCAAAGCAGCUGACAAGUUCUUCCUGGAGUAACUCAGGCAGCAACAUGGUGACAGCUCCGGCUGUAAACACCUACAAAAAGCCCACAUUUCACCAGAACAAGCUGCAGAAGCCCAAAGGGCCUCCCAAGCAGCCCCAGCUCCAUUACUGUGACAUUUGCAAGAUCAGCUGUGCAGGUCCCCAGACAUACCGAGAGCACCUUGAGGGCCAGAAGCAUAAGAAAAAGGAGGCAGCCCUUAAAUCCGGGGGGCAGGCGGGGGCCAGCAACGGCCCCAGAGGCGUCCAGACUCAGUUACGAUGCGAGUUAUGCGACGUCUCCUGCACCGGAGUGGACGCCUACGCUGCUCAUAUCCGUGGGGCCAAACACCAGAAGGUGGUGAAACUUCACACCAAGCUGGGCAAACCUAUACCUUCCACUGAGCCAGUGUUGGUAAAUUCGGCUCCAGUUAUCACAACCUCGACAGCUGGGAAACCUCCAGUGUCCACGUCCACUCCUGCCUCCGUCUCAACCACUUCAACCCCCACUGUGACUCCCAAACAGGUGGCUGUAAGCGCCACGGCCAAAACAGCACCAGUCAAGAAACCAGCUCCCUCCAAAAUAACUGUCAUUUCCAAUAAGCCUGCCAGCGCUCCAGCAGCUGCAGUGACAGCGGUGGCGGCGGUGGUGGUUGCUGCCAAGGUGGAGGAGCCCACGCAACAUUCAGCUCAGAAGAUGGAGCCUCUGAGUGACGAUGAGGACAGUGACAGAGCUGGAGGCCAGGGAGACAUCCAGCCAGUGGGACACGACUACGUAGAGGAGGUCCGUAACGUUGACGGCAAGGUGAUUCGAUUCCACUGUAAACUGUGCGAGUGCAGCUUCAACGACCCCAAUGCUAAAGACAUGCAUCUGAAGGGAAGAAGGCACAGACUCCAGUACAAGAAGAAAGUGAACCCAGAGCUUCCUGUGGAGAUCAAGCCCAGUAACCGGGCCAGGAAGCUGCAGGAGAGCAAGCUGAAGAAGCAGAAGCAGAAGGCGGUGCUGAAGAGACAGAGGGAUGAUGAGCAGCGCUGGCACAUGGAGAUGAGGUCAGACUCAUGGCCAAAGCGAUAUGAGGAAGACAUGUACUGGAGGAGGAUGGAGGAGGAGCAGAUGUACUGGGGGGAGCAGAGACGCAGGAUGGCUCCUCCACCACUUAUGAGCCGCCCUGGUAUGCCAGUACCCCCUCUACUGACGUGUGUGCGUCGGCCAGACUCUCCUGACGAUCGACACAUCAUGGCAAAACACUCGACCAUUUACCCAGUAGAGGAAGAGCUGCAGGCUGUUCAGAGGAUUGUCUCCCACUCUGAGAGAGCCCUAAAACUGGUGUCAGACUCCCUGCUGGAUAAGGACACACCAGCUGUUGUUACCGCUGCUACUGAAGGAGGAGAUGAAAAAGGUACUGAGAACUCAGCACGGCUGCUAAAAGGUGUGAUGAGGGUGGGCAUCCUGGCCAAAGGCCUGCUGCUUCGUGGGGACAGAAAUGUGGAGCUCAUCCUGCUGACUGCUAAGAAACCCACCAUCUCUUUACUGAAGAACAUUGCCAAGCAGCUGCCGAAGGAACUGGAGACAUUUUCUGAAGAUCAGUAUGAGGUGCAGGCUCAUCCCGAGGAGGCGAACAUCGUGAUAUUUUCAAGCAAGGAGCCCAAAAUGCAGGUGACCAUUUCUCUCACCUCGCCGCUGAUGAGGGAGGACACUGCUGCUGAGAAGGACAAGCAGGCAGGAGGAAAAGCGGCUGAGAAAGAUGUGGCUGAGAAGGACCCUCCUGAUCUUCUGAAUAAGAGAAAAUGUCUGGAAUACCUGGCUGCUCUCCGUCACGCCAAAUGGUUUCAGGCUCGAGCCAACGGGCUGCAGUCCUGUGUGAUCAUCAUUCGGGUGCUUAGAGAUUUAUGCCAGCGGGUUCCCACCUGGGGGAAGAUGCCCGGCUGGGCGAUGGAGCUGCUGGUAGAGAAAGUGAUCAGCAGUGCUGCAGGCCCGCUCAGCCCCGGAGAGGCCAUGCGCAGAGUCCUAGAGUGCAUCUCCACAGGCAUACUGCUGCCAGGUCAGACAAAUAUACAUGAUGGACCAGGCUUGAUGGACCCCUGUGAGAAAGAGCCAACAGAUGCUUUGGAGAGCAUGAUGCUUCAAGCCAGAGAGGACAUAACUGCCAGUGCACAGCAUGCUCUGCGGCUGCUUGCUUUCCGUCAGAUCCACAAGGUUCUGGGCAUGGAGUCUCUGCCAGCGUCCAAAGCCAGCGCUCGCAACCGCAAACGCCGGCGGGACGGCAGUGAGACAGGCGAAGGCGAGGGCGAAGGCAAAAAAGACAAGAAGGAGGAAGCGGAGAGUGCUUGACCUCUACCUCCAGAGCGGGAGGCGUUUGCUAGUUUAGAGACUGGUAGAAUGUCACAACUUUAAAACUUUUCUUAUCUUGAAAACAAUCUUAACACGCAGCUAUACACAUAUGAAUAUAACUGACUGUACAUGUUACAUGUCUACCCUUGAAUUAGGAAGAAUAAUAUGUUGGAGGAAGAAACUGAAGUUUGAGAAUCUGUACUGCAAUCGCUUCUCCCGUAUCGUAAACUCCUGCAGAGAAAACUGGUCCAGUAAAUAAUCAUGAUAAUUACUGAUAGCGUCAUUCCAUUUCGGUGUAAUUGCACACUCACUUCUUAGGGGUGUAAUGGUACACACAAUUCACGGCUUUGUAUGGGGAUGACUCGGCUUGGAAGCUUUAUUCAAAUCAGUAUUCGAAUUUGAGCGGUCCACCCAGGUGUAUUAACGGCCUGCAACCCAUUUUAGCAUUUUGCAGAGAGACACAUUGUUACGGUACAAGGUGCAGACACUGUGGAUCUCCUGUUUCACAAACACGGACCAGGUAGAGCUUUCUGUACGUUGUUGGUUUCUGUCGCUUCGAUAGGUUACGUCAUUCACAACAAGGGUCCUCCACACGCUGCUCACCUGCUGAAUCACGAAAACAUAAGUUGUGUUCUUUCUACGACUUUAUAAAACCUACUGCUGAUGAAGAAAGUCAACAGACAGGCGGAGAGAAACUGAAGGGAAAUGCUAGGUGAGCGGAUUAGAGUAGUUUGAGAGUAAACACUAAUGAGACGUUGCGUUCCUGUCCCCUUCAGAGCCAACUUACCCUCUCUCACCACUAACAUGUGUUCCAAGCGUGUGAGUAGUAGACAUAAAUAAUAAUAAUUGUUUGGGUCACAGGGCGUACCGAACAGUUCAGGACGAAUACACUUACCGUUACACCCCUACUAACUACUGACCACCUCUCCCCAUUAAUUCACUAUAGUUAAACCAACACUGUCAACUACAGUUGUAUUGUUUUCUAUGAUGUUAAAGCCUCCAGUUAAAUCAUCAGCACCUUAAGCUUUAUUUCCAAAACAGUCUACCGCUCUUCAGGCUGGUUUAGUUUUACCAUCCGACUCUUGAGUCAGAACUCGCUGAACUAAUGUUGGUGCAUGACAUCUGUGUUUGAAAAAAGAAAGAUGGGUGUGAAGAUGAUUUGCGAGUGGCAGCGUUUAGGAUCUACAUACACACAGUACUGUGAUGUUUAUUGUGCCUGAGGUGACACACGAACCUCCUCCUUGAACUCUUCAUGUCGACUUUACUCCCUCUAAAGUGUCCUGUAAAGCCGUUUCCACAUUUUGAGAACUUGAGAGUUAAGUGGAGAAAGUUUUGAAAUCCAAACGGCCUGCAUCACACCUUUCAAAAACAAGGCUACACUAAAAUAACUUCCCUUGAAAAUGCGUCACUAGGGUUUUAGUAAGAAGUGUACAAAGACGAGAAAACUUUUGCUUUGUGCAGCAUCGCCCAUGAGGUUUUUCUGCAGAGGUCACACUGGAGGUUAAAUCUGUCUCGGAAGAGAGAGAGAAGUCUUAUGUUGCACAGUCUGUAGCAUGCUGAGGAAAUGAAGCACUUAAGAAAUGACAAUGUUACUGUAUGCAGCCAUAAUUUUAUCAUUUAAAUAAUAAUGCCUAGUAAUCUUUUUUCUUCCAGAGUAUGGUUAGCAGAAGAGAGAAGCUUUAGUCCGAAUUAUAAGACUGAAUAUCUACUGUAAUGAUCAAGUAGUCCUUUGACUUUCUUCCUUGUGCCUCCAUCAUGUUGUGUGUUACAAAAGUCUGAGUACGGGAACAUUUUGAGUUGUCAGGUUAAUAUUGUAAUGAUCUUAUUUCACAAAGAUGUAGAACAGGGAAGGGACAGUUGCACAACUCGUUUGGCUUGAAAGUUGACGUUUGAGAAUUGUUGUGCAGUUUUAGUUUGAUUUUUCAUUUACCAAGAGCAUCAUAUAAGUAUUGAUUAUUUUAUUUCUGAAGGAUGUUGCAAUCUAUUUUGUAUUGUUUAAACGGAAAGUGUGAACGUUGCUGUCUUAUUAUUUGAAUGUCUUUGUAGUGUUGCCUAAAAUUAAUGGGAGAUAUUAAAACACUUUUAAGCCA
Molecule: messenger RNA, 5320 nt
Organism: Dicentrarchus labrax (European seabass)
Lineage: Eukaryota; Metazoa; Chordata; Actinopteri; Moronidae
Gene: zfr2
Product: zinc finger RNA binding protein 2
Exons: 19
Coding region: 78-3230 (1050 amino acids)
Cellular component (GO): precatalytic spliceosome
Molecular function (GO): single-stranded RNA binding; zinc ion binding; double-stranded RNA binding
Source: RefSeq, a predicted model, not a curated record